Molecule: messenger RNA, 1289 nt
Organism: Schistocerca piceifrons (Central American locust)
Lineage: Eukaryota; Metazoa; Arthropoda; Insecta; Orthoptera; Acrididae
Gene: Sf3a2
Product: splicing factor 3A subunit 2
Exons: 5
Coding region: 166-1086 (306 amino acids)
Biological process (GO): spliceosomal complex assembly
Cellular component (GO): U2 snRNP; catalytic step 2 spliceosome; nucleus
Molecular function (GO): nucleic acid binding; zinc ion binding
Source: RefSeq, a predicted model, not a curated record
CGCUCGUUUCAAAGACAUACUUUGGUCACAGUUGGUUGUAGUAUCUUUGGUUAUGUGUGUCUACCGUCUGCAAUUCUGUUUUGUUACUUUCGUUUGUGUGCCGAAGAUGGAUGCAUGUUGAUGCAUUGUGUUUAUUUUACAGAAUUUCGAAUCAGACAGUAGAAGAUGGAUUUCCAGAACCGACCCGGUGGGAAGACCGGAGGAGGUGGUCAAGCAUCAUGGUCAGAAAGUAAUCGUGACCGUCGUGAAAGGCUUCGUCAGUUGGCCCUUGAGACCAUUGAUCUCAAUAAGGAUCCUUAUUUUAUGAAAAAUCAUCUUGGGUCAUAUGAGUGUAAACUUUGCCUCACACUGCAUAACAAUGAAGGGAGCUAUUUGGCACACACACAGGGAAAGAAGCAUCAGGCAAAUUUGGCUCGUCGCGCUGCUAAAGAAGCAAAGGAGUCACCACAACAGCCUGCACCUGAAAAACCAAGAGUUGAACCCAAGAAGUUUGUGAAGAUUGGUCGUCCUGGUUACCGUGUGACAAAGCAACGGGAUCCCGAAACAGGGCAGCAGAGUUUACUGUUUCAAAUAGAUUAUCCUGAAAUUGCAGAAGGUGUUCUUCCUCGGCAUCGUUUCAUGUCUGCAUAUGAACAGAAGGUUGAACCUCCAGACAGAAAGUGGCAAUAUCUUCUAUUUGCAGCUGAACCAUAUGAAACAAUAGCAUUUAAGGUCCCAAGCCGUGAAGUGGAAAAGACAGAGGGAAAAUUCUGGACACACUGGAAUAAAGACACAAAACAGUUCUUUUUGCAGUUUGCAUUUAAAAAUGAGCAAAAGCCGGUGGCUAAAGUCCCAGUGCCUGCUGUGCCAGGCCCACCGCCCCCAGUGUCUGGAGUGGGUGUGGGGAUGCUUGCUGUGCACCCACCUCCCAACUUAGUGCCACCUCCAGUCCCACCUCCUCCACCAGUCGUUCAGCCGCCGCCGCCACCUCGAAAUCUCGUGCCUCCGCCGGGGAUGCCCCCUGCUCCUCCUGUUUUCAAUCCAGUACCUCCACCUCCCCCUAAAUCUGUAUCUAUAAUUCCUCCUCCCCCUCCUAAGAUUGCUUAAACUUGACAUAAACUGCCUGUCUUGGUCAUCUCAAAAAGACUUUCAGAAUAAUUUGAUUGUUAACAGGACACAGAACUUGCACACACUUAUUGUUGCCUUACAGUGUAUAUACACAGUCAAAAAAAUUGAAUGUAUCUCAGUGACAGAAAUUGAGAUUUAAUAUUCUUCACAUUUUCAAAAUAAUAAAGAUUUUUUUAAUACAA